Molecule: messenger RNA, 3420 nt
Organism: Dioscorea cayenensis subsp. rotundata (Guinea yam)
Lineage: Eukaryota; Viridiplantae; Streptophyta; Magnoliopsida; Dioscoreales; Dioscoreaceae
Product: putative receptor-like protein kinase At3g47110
Exons: 2
Coding region: 1-3420 (1139 amino acids)
Biological process (GO): protein phosphorylation
Cellular component (GO): plasma membrane
Molecular function (GO): protein binding; protein kinase activity; ATP binding
Source: RefSeq, a predicted model, not a curated record
AUGACUCCUCUGCAUCUGCACUCCAUUGCUGCUCUCAUCCUUGUCUCAUUCUGGAUCAACUCUUCCCAUCUCAUUGCUGCAACAACAACUACAAAACAAUCCAACUCCUUCUCCAACCUGACAGACGACAUACAGGCCCUCAUCUCCUUCAAAACACUCCUCUACAAUUCAUCAGCCCAUUCUUUGUCCUCAUGGAACACUACUAGUGAUUCCUCAUCCUUCCAUAACCACUACUGUCAAUGGCGUGGAGUCACCUGCGGCCGUCGUCACCUCAGGGUUAUCAGCCUUGAUCUCGGCUCACUGAAUUUAACCGGUCCUCUGUCACCAUUCAUAGCUAAUCUCACCUUUCUCAGAAGACUUCACCUUGCAGACAACCAACUCUUGGGCCACAUUCCACCGGAGCUCAGCCAACUGCGUCGAAUUACCUACCUUGAUCUCAGCUUCAACUCUUUUGAAGGCCAAAUACCAACCUCUUUGUCUCAUUGUUCACUUCUAGAGACUAUGGACUUGUCUAGCAACAAUCUCCAAGGAGAGAUACCUUCCAAUCUUAGUCAUUGCUCUGAGCUCAAAAUUCUUAGCCUUGACUCCAAUGGCCUUGUCGGGGAGCUUGCCGAUGAGUUUGCUUCACUUCCUAAGCUCCAACACUUGAGUCUCAGUGCUAAUAAGCUCUCCGGCAGACUACCUUCUCUUCUAGGCAUCAGCCCAUCUCUUGUUUAUGUAAUACUGUGGGACAAUCUAUUUUCCGGCCCUGUUCCAUUGUCUCUGGCCAAUAGCUCAACACUGGAAGUCCUUGUUCUAUCCAACAACCACCUGACUGGAGACAUCCCUCUCUCGCUUUCCAACUGUUCCUCCCUCACAGUUCUUGAACUAUCCUUCAAUGCUCUUACCGGAGGUGUUCCGGCUUUCCGGCAAGGCAGCGCCUCUAGCCUUCGUAGACUAGGCCUCACACAAAACAAUCUCACAGGGAGCAUUCCACCAUCGUUAGGCAACCUUUCAUCUUUAACCUAUCUUUAUCUUGCUGAAAACAAGCUUCAAGGAAGCAUUCCGAUUGAAUUCGGCAACUUUGUGAGUCUCAAAGAACUUGAUUUAACAAGAACUUAUUUGGUAGGUGAUGUUCCUAUCUCUAUAUAUAACAUCACAUCCUUGAUUUCCUUGAAUAUGGGGGGCAACAAUCUCUCCGGGACACUACCCGCAUACAUGGGCAACACUCUGCCAUAUCUCGAAUCUCUCAUCUUGCAAGAUAAUUUUAUGGAAGGGACUAUUCCUGCAUCUCUAUCUAAUGCAUCUGAGCUUCAGUUUAUUGAUCUAGCUCGUAACUCAUUCUCAGGGACAGUCCCUGCAGAUUUUGGCUCUUUAGGUAGUCUACUGGAGCUGAAUGUUGGCUGGAAUCAGCUCCAGUCACAGGACGUGAACUUCAUCACUGCUCUGAACAACUGCAGCCUUCUGAAAAGAUUGUUUCUCAAUGACAAUGGGUUCAGUGGAUCACUGCCAAGGUCCCUGGGCAAUCUUUCCGUGGAGAAGUUGGUGAUUGGAAACAACCAAAUGUAUGGAUCCAUUCCUGAUGAGAUUGGUAACCUUGCCAAUCUAACAGUGCUAAUCAUGGAACAAAACCUUUUCACAGGUUCCAUUCCUGCAACCACUGGCAAGCUUCACAAGCUGGCAGUCUUAUACUUGAAUCAGAACAAUUUCUCCGGGCCUAUCCCGAUGACCCUUGGCAACCUCGGCCAGUUGAAUUAUCUGGACCUUUCUGAAAAUCAAUUGACAGAGAAAAUACCUGCGAGUUUAGGAGGAUGCAGAAGUUUGGAGGCACUUAAUCUUUCAUACAAUGCACUUGAUGGAAACAUCCCAAAGGAAGUGGUUAGCCUUUCCUCACUAACAUUGUCGCUUGAUCUGUCACACAAUUUGCUCACUGGAACCAUACCUUUCGAGGUCGAAAGAUUGAUAAAUAUUGAAACCUUAGACAUCUCUUACAAUCAAUUGCUCGGUGAAAUUCCAUCUAGUCUUGGAGUUUGCCAGCAUUUGGAGUACCUCUUCCUGCAAGAUAACUCCUUCAGAGGAACUAUCCCAGACAGUCUACAAUCUUUGAGAGGUAUAGUUCAGCUAGAUCUUUCAGUUAACAAUUUUUCCGGUGAAAUUCCAGACUUUUUUCAGACUUUUGGUUCUAUGAAGUACCUAAAUCUGUCCUUCAACAACCUUGAGGGUGAAAUUCCAAAAUUCUUCACCACAAGCAAUGCAAGUGAAAUCUAUGUCUAUGGAAACCGGAAACUCUGCGGUGGUGGUGAGAAGCUGAAACUACCACCUUGCUCCAUCAUCAGAUCAAAGAAGAGAAGAAUGAGCACCAGCAACCUCUUGAAGAUAAUAUUGAUACCAGUUGCCGCCAUUGUAUCUGUGAUCUUACUAGUUUUACUGUCAUAUAAGCUUUAUUUGAUAAAAAUGUCAAGGAAAAAACUUGCAUUUACAACAAAUCCACCAGAUGAUAAGUUCAGAAAGGUAUCUUACACAGAGCUCUCAAAGGCAACUGAUGGCUUCUCUUCAGAGAAUUUGAUUGGCGCCGGGAGUUUUGGAUCAGUUUACAAAGGCAAAAUGGAUGGUGAGGAGGAUUUAGUUGCAGUGAAAGUGCUCAACCUCAACCAGAAGGGAGCUCUCAGGAGUUUUGCUGCCGAAUGCGAAGCCUUGAGGAAUAUCAGGCAUAGGAACCUUGUCAGGAUUAUAACUUCAUGUUCAAGUCUUGAUUCCAAAGGGAAUGAGUUCAAAGCUCUGGUGUAUGAAUUCAUGCCUAAUGGAACUCUAGAUCAGUGGCUGCAUAACCAGCACACAUUGAAACUGAACAUUAUGCGAAGAAUGGACAUUGCCAUCAAUGUGGCUUCGGCACUGGAUUAUCUUCACAACCAAUGCAAGUCUCCGGUGAUGCACUGUGAUCUAAAGCCAAGCAAUGUUCUUCUCGACGAUCAUAUGAUCGCUCAUGUGAGUGAUUUUGGCCUCUCAAGGUUGAUCAGCAUGGAGUCCAACUCAAUGACAACAUCCACUGAUUCAAGUAGCUUCAUGAGGAUGAAAGGAUCCAUAGGAUACGUCGCACCAGAGUAUGGGAUGGGAAGCCAAGUUUCUACACAGGGUGAUGUGUAUAGCUUUGGCAUACUGUUAUUAGAAAUGCUGAUAGGAAAAAGACCUACAGAUGAGAUGUUUGGAGCAGAGCUGAAUAUCCAUGAAUAUGCAGAGAAGGCAUUAUCUGAAAAUGUUAUGGAGUUGAUAGAUCCUCAAAUGUUAACAGGAGAGGAAGAUGAAGACGUAACUAUGAUUUCUAGAUGUGCAGCUCCACUGACUAAAAUUGGUGUUUCAUGUUCAAGGGAAUUACCAAAUGAAAGGAUGGAGAUCAGGAAUGUGGUCAUUAAACUCGAAAUGAUCAGACACUUGUUUCAAUAA